Molecule: messenger RNA, 2922 nt
Organism: Balaenoptera musculus (blue whale)
Lineage: Eukaryota; Metazoa; Chordata; Mammalia; Artiodactyla; Balaenopteridae
Gene: HAP1
Product: huntingtin associated protein 1
Biological process (GO): anterograde axonal transport of mitochondrion; neurotrophin TRK receptor signaling pathway; neurogenesis
Cellular component (GO): dendrite
Molecular function (GO): signaling receptor binding
Source: RefSeq, a predicted model, not a curated record
GCCGACUGCGGACUCAAGAUGCGCCCGAAAGAGUUGGGACAGGGUUCAGCCGGCGACUGGCCGGGACCCGGCGAUCCGGCAGCAGUCACUCCAGCUCCUCCGCCCGCAGCCAAUCCCGCUCCAGAGCCCUCCGCCGAGCCUGAACCCGCCCCUGUGCAGGUACCGGCGGCAGGACUGGGAGCAGGAUCCGGAUCCGCAACCGUCUCGGGACCCUCAGCGGGAGCUCGCCCGGCCUCCAAGGCUGGAUCGGAGGCAGGAGCCCAGCGCGCGUCCGCAUUCUUGGCAGUCCAGGGGAAUGCCCAGUCCGUGCCCAACAACUCGGACGCGCCGUGGACUCGCUUCAUAUUCCAAGGUCCAUUUGGGCCCCGGGCCGCUGGCUUGGGGACUGGAAAGGCAGCGGGCAUCUGGAAGACGCCGGCUGCCUACAUCGGCCGGCGGCCUGGGGUGUCGGGCCCCGAGCGCGCCGCCUUUAUUCGGGAGCUGGAGGAAGCGCUGUGUCCUGACCUACGCCCACCAGUCAAGAAGAUCACCCAAGAAGAUGUCAAAGUGAUGUUAAGUUUGCUAGAGGAGAGAGAGCGGGACCUGAACACGGCAGCUCGCAUUGGCCAGUCCCUGGUGAAACAGAACAGUGUUCUGAUGGAGGAGAACAGCAAGCUGGAAGCCAUGCUGGGCUCGGCCAGGGAGGAGAUUUUACAUCUCAGACACCAGGUGAGCCUGCGGGAUGACCUCCUUCAGCUUUUCUCAGACUCUGAUGACGAUGAGGAGGAGGAGGAGGAAGAAGAAGAGGAGGACGAGGGGGAGGAAGAAGAAGAGCAGGGGCAUGAUCAUUCCUAUGAAGCUUCAGACCCGACUCCUCUGACAGAGUCAGAGUCACACCGCUGCCCGCAGCUGGAGGCCCUGCAGGAGCAGCUGCGGCUGCUGGAGGAGGAGAAUGAGCAGCUUCGAGAGGAGGUCUCUCAACUCGAUGACCUUGAGGAGGAGGAGCAGAUGUUCAUCCUGGAUUGUGUGGAGCAGUUUUCGGAGGCCAGCCAGCAGAUGGUCGAGCUGUCGGAGGUGCUGGCACUCAGGUUGGAGAACUAUGAACAGCAGCAGAGGGAGGUUGCCCAGUUGCGGGCCCAGGUCAUGAAGCUGCAGCGGUGCUGCCGGUCGUAUGGGGCUGAGGCUGAGAAGUUGCAGCAGCAGCUGGCUUCGGAGAAAGAAAUCCAGAUGCAGCUCCAGGAUGAGCUGCAGGACCUACGGGAGAAGUACUCCGAGUGUGGGAGCAUGCUGAUUGAGGCCCAGGAGGAGGUGAAGACCCUCCGCCAGCAAGCGUCCACUGGCUCUGUCACCCACUACACGUACACUGUACCUCUGGAGGCACUUCCUGAUUUCCAGGAGACCCUGGCUGAGGAGCUCAGAAUGUCUAUAAGGAGGAUUAUCUCAGACCCUGUGUUUUUUAUGGAAAGGAAUUAUGAAGUGACUACAGAGGAGACCUCAGAUCUGGGAUAUGAGCUGCACCACAGUGAGGAUCGAGAGCAGGAGCAGGGGCUCGAGGCAGAGGAGGGGCCGAUGUCGGCUGAGCAUUUCGUGCCUGCGGAGGAGCUGGGGGCCACAGAGAGGCUGCCAGCUGAGGAGGGGGUGACGGAAGAGGCAGAGCUGGUGUCUGAGGAGGCUGAGGCCUGGGAAGAGGUGGAGCUGGAGCUGGAUGAGGCAACGCAGAUGAAUGUGGUCAUGUCAGCCCUGGAGGCCAGCGGCUUGGGCCCCUCGCACCUGGACAUGAAGUAUGUCCUCCAGCAACUGGCCAACUGGCAGGACGCCCAUUACAGGCAGCAGCUGAGGCAGAAGAUGCUCCAGAAAGGCUCCCCAACCCUGCAGCAGUGGCAGCAGCAGGCCAAAACAAACAUGGGGGGCGGGAUCGUGGAGGAGCAGCUGGGGGUGCCAACCCAGGACUUUCGGAGGCUGGAGGAGGAAAGGGUCAAUCACCCUCCCAGGGCCUGGGAGGAAGAGGGGCCUUCUGGGGCCACCCAGGCCAUUGGGACGAAAGCCUCUGCCAGCAAGGGCCGCAGUCGGACCAGUCCCCUGGGUGAGUCUGAAGGCCGUGAGAGCCCUGCCUUGAGGAGCUCAUGGAGAUAUCAAAGGCUUUGCUGUUUCCCAGCAGCCUGCAGAGGCCCCACAGACAGCCUGAGGCCCCUCAUUCCGCUGCCUGGCCAAGCCCCACCCUCCCCAGACCUCCCUUCCCUGGCUCAGAAACCGGACCCCCGAUCUGUCACCAGCCCACCCGCUGUCCUGAUGAACCUGGGCCGGAACUUGAGGGCCCAAGCCUUGACCCUCUUCUGGGACAGGCUGAAGGAACCCCGGCCCUCGUUCUGUAGCUGGUGCAAAAGCUGUGGCUGCUGGGCCUGGAUCACUUGGUGGCCCCAGGGACGUAAGAAGCCCAGGGGGAGGCCAACCAGCUACCAGACUCCGCUCUGAGCUGGGGCAGGGCUCAGGCCCGGGGUGUAGGAAGUUGUUUUGAGCACCUUGCUCACUACAUGCCCCUCACCCCUUGACCCCCAAAUCAAAGGUGGCUUCCCAGUCCUUGGUGACUUUUAGGAACCUGGUCGUCUGUCCCAGUUCUUGGCUCUUUCUUCUGAGUCCCUGAUUACUGUGUGUAACCAGAAGCAUCUGUCUGUGUGGGCGAGGACUCCCUCUGCCUGGGAUGGGGGUGCAGGGCUCGCUCCCCUCGCCUCCCCUCCCCACCUCCCCGCCUGUGGCCUGUGAGUGUCCAGGCUCCCUCCCAAGGCCCUGUCACUCCCCACCACGUCCUCUCCUCAGUGCCCCUUGUUUCCUUGUUCUAGAUGUUUCGCCCUUUCCCACCCCUUACUCAUAAACACCUGGAGUCGGGGGCGCAGGACCCCCGUCGGUAUCUACCCACCUCCCCACUGUGCUUCUCACGCUCCUGUU